Danio rerio (zebrafish) is the source of this 6045-nucleotide messenger RNA. NCBI's taxonomy places the organism in Eukaryota, Metazoa, Chordata, Actinopteri, Cypriniformes, Danionidae. The record is from RefSeq and is a predicted model, not a curated record.
UAUCUCGGUGGUGCGCGAGCCCCGCGGCGGUUUGUGGCCGGUGUGUAUGUGUGUGUAUAUCUCUUCAAGUGGACGACUUACUUCCAAUUAUCCCGUCGCACACAACGAUUUUCCUCCCGAUUUCAGCGUUCCGGAAAGCGGAGACCUCCAUGGCUUAACACGGGACCGUGUCAUGGACUUUAUUCGUGUAUGACUUUCUUUUCUGGGGAAAUUUUUGUGUCUCUCAGCAGGCUAAGCUAGUUACCGAGCUCGCGAGCUAAUACUGGAUUUACGCAAAUUCUCCGCGCAUGAAAGUUCCACAGACCGAACAAAUAGCUGGUUUUCGGGGAUAAAUCAGCUCGGGGUUAUUUAUAAAGUCUCUUCCAGCUUGGACGGCUCGAUAAGGUGAAAGUAGAAGGCCAGUGUUACCUCAGCGAAGCUAACGAGCUAAUAUGAAGUUAGCCAGCUAACGCUCUCGUGCGCAAGAAAACACCCUCCGCGCGAGCUGUGCUCUUGUAUACAAUCCUGACAGCUAAAUACUUGCAUUUGAAGUCUGUUUAAGUAGGCAUUUGAGGUAUUUUUCAAUAUUAAUUACUCUGUCUUGGGGAGUGGUGGCUUGAUGGUCUGUUCUGCAUACUUCAGCCAAACCCACUCACAUCAUUAUUAAUCUUCAUUACGGUUUAGCAUUUUCACAAGUGCAUUUCGUGCCCAGCAGUCAUUCCCUCUAAAUAUAGACACGCAUGUCAACGUGACAGUAAUACUUCUUUUUUUAUGAGUAAAGGUUGACCAAUUCAACAGGUUAUUGGUGUACUAGUUGCUGGGUUGUUUACUGGCCAGGCCUAUGCUUGUAAAGGGGGACGAGGAUGAAUUGUGUUGGGAACGAAGUAUAACAGCUCGAAUUGUGGACUGUCAUCUGGACACACAGAUUUGUAUGGAAUUGGGCAGCUGUAUUGGGUUUGGUUCGGCAACAUGGGGGUCUCGCAAGGGGGCAAGAAGUCAUCUACAUAGUGUAUAAAUAUACAGUCUUGUUGACGUUAUGUAGUCGGUUUAGCAGGGGUCUUUUUGUAGAGUUGGAAUUUUUUUCGUAUUACUAUGUGCGUUGGUCUGCUGGUCAUUCAUUAGGAAGAAUUGGAGCAACAGGUCAGUCUGGAUCAAGAAACCCUGUCUUUCGUCUCUGGUUGGAGUAACACUCCCAAGCCAUCCUCAAUGCCUUCAGCGCUGGCCGUGUUCUCCUGCCGCCCGAAUUCACACCCGUUUCAGGAACGCCAUGUUUACCUGGAUGAGCCGGUCAAGAUCGGGCGCUCCGUGGCCCGGUGUCGCCCUGCCCAAAACAACGCCACCUUCGACUGCAAAGUGUUGUCGAGGAAUCACGCUCUGGUAUGGUUCGACCACAAGACAGGCAAGUUUUAUCUCCAGGACACCAAAAGCAGCAAUGGGACCUUCAUCAACAGCCAGCGUCUGAGCCGCGGGUCAGAGGAGAGUCCGCCCUGUGAGGUGCUCUCCGGUGACAUCAUUCAGUUCGGGGUGGAUGUGACUGAAAACACCCGCAAAGUCACACAUGGCUGUAUAGUGUCCACCAUCAAGCUCUUCUUACCAGAUGGCAUGGAAGCUCGGCGGCGAUCAGAUGUUGUUCCUGCACCACUGCCACUGGCUAUUGAUAAGGUGUCCGCAAAUACUCCCAGUAUGUAUUCUCAGGAACUGUUUCAGCUCUCCCAGUACCUGCAGGAGGCCUUACACAGAGAGCAGAUGCUGGAGCAGAAGUUGGCCACACUGCAGAGGCUGCUGGCCAGCACACAGGAGGCGUCAGAGAGCAGCUGGCAGGCUUUAAUCGAUGAGGACCGGUUGCUCUCCAGAUUGGAGGUGAUGGGGAACCAGUUGCAAGCGUAUUCCAAAAACCAAACAGAAGACGGUAUCCGAAAGGAGCUUGUUGCCUUAACAGAGGACAAACAUAAUUAUGAGACGACAGCCAAAGAGUCCCUGAGGCGGGUCCUUCAGGAGAAGAUCGAGGUGGUCAGGAAGCUGUCUGAGGUCGAGAGGAGUUUGAGUAACACAGAAGACGAGUGCACACACCUGAGAGAGAUGAACGAACGCACACAGGAGGAGCUCAGAGAACUCGCCAACAAAUACAACGGAGCCGUCAAUGAAAUCAAGGAUCUGACAGAAAAGAUCAAGUUGGCGGAGGAUAAACAUGAGGAGCUCACACAGAAAGGCCUGAACGAGAAGAAGGAGCUGCAGAUGCGGAUCGAGGAGAUGGAGGAGAAGGAGCAGGCGCUUCAGGCCCGAAUCGAAGCUCUGCAGGCUGACAACGACUUCACCAAUGAGAGACUGACAGCUUUGCAAGUCCGGUUAGAGCAGCUGCAGGAGAAAAGCAUAAAGGAAAACAACAGUUUUGACCACUUUCUUUUAAAGAGUGGAGGAGACUGCACUUUAAUCCAACAGUACAUUGAGUGUCAAUCGGUGCGCCAGCUGAAGGAAGCUGUGGACUCUUCCAUUAACAAGCUGUCCAACUUUGAUGAAGUCAUCGAUGCACAUCUUCAGAAUAACCAGACGACAGUGGACAACAGCUUACCCAGUCCAGACAGACUUAAAGAAAACCAAAUAGACGCUAAAGAGUGUGAUAUGUCAGAUACUCUGAGCCCCAGCAAGGAGAAAAGCAGUGACGACACUUCAGACGGACAGAUGGAAGAACAAGAACUGAACGAGCCCCAGAACCGCGUUUCUCUUCUGAAAGAAAUGGACAGGAGCUUGGAAGCUGGAGACACCGAGCAGGUGAUUCCACACAUCCACCGGGAGCUGCAGGAGGCACAGGAGCUCGCCAACACCGGCAAACAGAAAUGCCUCGAGCUUCAAGCCAUGCUGGAGGAGGAGAGGAAAACCAACCGACAGCAGACCGAAGAAUCUGCUAAACAGAUCCGCUUCUUACAGACUCAACUAGCGAAGCUGCAGACUGAUAUGGAGGCUUUGCGAGAACAGCGAGAGAACACUAUCACCACCACUCGAGAGGAGCUGUACAGCGCUCAGGAGGAGAUCCUGGUGCUCCGGCACGCCAUGGAGGCCGCCACCGCCGAGCGGGAGCGAGAGAUCACCGCCCUGCAGGGAGACCUGAGCAUCGUCACUGCCGAGCUGGACAAAUGGAGACAGACGGCAGCCAAAUAUGAAGUGGAGAUCAGCAAUCUGCAGGCCAGCUUUCAGCUCCAGAGCCAGCACCAGGAGAGAGCUAGCCAGCUCCAAGGUGAAGUGGAGAAGCUGCAGGCCGAUUGCUCUGGUCUGCAGAAUGAAUGUGACAGUCUCCGGGCUGAGAAAAGCACGCUGAUGCAGAAACUAAACAGACUAGAGGAAGAGCUCGACAGCUCCAGAGAGCGCAGUGCGACGUUGAGCAGCAAUCUGAACGCUCUGGAGAAAUCCCAGGGUGAUCUAGAGAAUAAACUGGGCUCAAUACAAGACCAGCACCAACAGGAUGCCAGCAAACUGAAGAUCCAGCUGGCCCAAGCCGAGAGCCGUACCAGAGACCUGCAGAAGGAGUACGACGAUACUCAGAGUCUCCUGUCUGAUCUACGGCAGCGCUAUGAACAGACGGAGCAGGAGAAACGCUCAAUCAACGAUGAGCUGGAACAGUGCAAAGUCAACCUCAAACUCCUGCAGGACAAGGGCAGCAAUCCAUCCAUAUUGCAGCCUGUCCAAGCCAUUUUCAUCGGUCUAUUCCUGGCUUUGCUGUAUUGGUGCUUCGGCCAGUUGUGGUAGAAAGAGCGGAUGGAUGCCCUGGAUGCCGGUGGUUGCCGCCGUAGUGGCUGUUACGGCGGUGGUGCUUUAUCCCAGUUUGUCCAAGAGCUCAUCCUGAGAAUGUUAACCAAUCACAACACCACCACUUCCAGUCCCAAACAAUGCCCUCUGUCCAAUAUCAGUGUCAGAUUUAGACAUCUGACAAUAAUACCUCUCGUUUUGUCUGUUCGACAGCCCCCGACGUCUGUGUAAAAUGCAAAUGUAUAUAGUAUAGAAUGAAAGAGGGAAUAAAAUUGUAAUGCAUAUUAUAGAAUAAAUAAUCUAUCUGCAUUUUUGUCACUCGGAUGGGAAUUUUUGGAUUAUUCAAAUGGCCUAAAAUAGGUCUUUUUCUUUGGGAUGGGUACUGUAUUUUAUUCUGCUAGUGACGUUUUCUUCCUCGGACUCUUUCUUUGUGGGUUUGCCAUGUGGUGAAUCCCAGUAUAUGUACAGCCAAAUGAGAAAUCAAGGGCACAGAAGGGUGAAGUGCCUACUUUAAAUACUACUACUACUAAUAUAGUUCACAUUGAAGUGCCACUCUCGUUCCACUCAUGCAGCGCAUCAUCAAUCUCAAAUGGAGACAAAAAAAACAACAACUAAAGUCUAAAUUUUUACGUCGUGUGCUGUGAUUGUGUGUUCAAAUCCGACAUGCUUCUAGCACAGUGAGAUGUCGUUGUUCUCUAUGGCUGUUGUAUCAUGUAUUAUACGCAAAUGUUCAUGUCAGAAACACUACAAGUUAUAUAUAGGGGAUUUCGAAAUUCGACGUUCUUGAUUGUGGUCAUUGGAAAAUGGAUUGAAGCGUUGACCUAAAACGAACAAAUAAAACACACACACACACACACACACACACAAACGUAGCUUUUUACCAACACACUGUCCUGCUGUCUGGACUAAAAAGGAGCACUUUGAGUUCACAGCUCCUGUUGUUUGUUUCUGUACUAAAUCUCCGACAGUACCUCCUCAAAAAAAAAAAAAAAGGCUCUGGGAUUUUGCUGCCUUAUCUGUAACAUAGGUUUUGGAAAUCGGAUGCUUUAAAAAUGAAUGGGAAGCACAGGAAAGUUAUUUUUGUUGGUGAACGGCGUGUAUUUGUUGAAAUGUGGAUGUUGUGCGAGCUGCUUUGAGAGACUUUUGGAGGAAGAUGAAUUAACCGAUGAUGUGUUUGGUGUGUGGUUCACAUUUGUCUGCUGUGCUGUAAAUAAACAGACGUGGAGCAUAAAAAAAAGCCUAACUCGUCUGGUUCAACGUGUCGAGGACUUGUUUUUGCAUCUCUUUCUAUUAUUUUUUUUUUGUAUCACUUUACUGGAAAGACAUACAUCAACAAUCCAUUGAACGCUUCAACAUGGAUUUAACCACGAAUGCAAAACAAAGCAAAGCUUGUAGCACAGAAAGGAUAGCUUUAAAAUGAUCUCCUGCAUUUUGUUCAUAAUGCUUUCGUUAAACAGCAUGAUGGACUUUUUAUUCUUUAUUUUUAGGUGUUUUUUUUUGGAGAAAUCGUCCUUCACGUUAGAAGAUUGCUUAGGCUGUUGUAAAUAUGUAUGUAUGAAUGUUUGUGUGUAAAUAUAUGUUAUAGUCACAAAAAAGAAUAAAAAUUGGUUAUAAAUGAUGUUGGUCACAUCUAAUUUGCUCCUGGAGACACUUGAUUAAUACGUAAUUUUUUAUUUAAUACGAGUUCUCCUUGUUAGUUUGGUUUUCUACAUGAAUUUUUAACAUCUUUUUGGCCUUGCAAACACGUUUUUUAAUUCAGGACUUUUAUUUCCACGUUAAGAUUGCAUGUUUUGCAGACCAAGUUUUUUUUCUUCUAGCUGCCUCAAGAGUUUGGGAACUAAUGACCUAUUUCCACUCAGUGGUACGGUACAGUUUGGUAGCUUUUUAUGGCCGUUUCCACUGUCAAAGGGUACCUAAAAGCGAACCGCACCGUACCACUUUUUGGAUACCCGUUGCAAAGGGUACCUGGCCCGGCAAAAGGGUACCAAAAGGCGAAGCUAGACUCGCAGCUAAACGCUAUUGGUUUAUAGAGAUAUGUCACUUGCUCAUGGACAAGGCUUGUUUUCUAAGACAUCUUUAAAUUGGUCAGAAACUUCCAGUUAAGACAGUACAGUACUGCACACUGCCUGUACCUAUAUAUUUAUAUUGGUCUGUAUUGUUUUAGAGCUCAGAAUGACUUGUUUUGAACAUCAACGGUAGUUCAUUGUCAGAAAUCUAUUUUAAAAAGACAGGAUAUAAGUGAUUUAAUGUCUUGGAUACAGAUAAAGGGUAUAUUUGCACUAACACGUGUGAUGUGCAUGACUCCAAUAAAACAACUUCACUUUU